Messenger RNA from Lycium barbarum (goji berry), 4206 nucleotides. RefSeq lists its product as uncharacterized. Gene Ontology annotation, biological process: proteolysis. The coding region runs from base 1 to 4206 and encodes 1401 amino acids. The record is from RefSeq and is a predicted model, not a curated record. Gene Ontology annotation, molecular function: aspartic-type endopeptidase activity. The transcript is spliced from 5 exons. Lineage: Eukaryota; Viridiplantae; Streptophyta; Magnoliopsida; Solanales; Solanaceae.
AUGGCAACCUAUCUGAGGCCUCUUGUCUCGGAUUCAGACAAGCGAAAGACGAACGGGGUCUCCUGGCAGUGGCUUAUUAACGAGGGUAUGCAUGCGGGCAACCGGAGUGUGGUGCUCAUCAACGAGGCCUUCGUCCGUGCCCAGCAAGAGGUGGGCGACCUCAAGGGCCAGCUGGAUGCUCAAAGCCGAGAGACCGAGAAGUAUUUGCAUCUUCUGCGGGUGAAGGAGGACGAGUUGAAUCAAGCAGUAGUUCUUUCCAACCUCCGACCCGAGCUCGAUGCGACAAAGGAUGAAAACAGUCGAUUGAAGGGUGAGCUGGCCGAGAUGGUUGAAUACAACCGGAGUCUCGAAGCGGACAAGAUCGGCCUUAGCCGAGAUAACGCUCAAUUCUCCUCGAGGCUCGAUGAGCUCGAAACCACCCUUUCUCAACUCCGGGAGAAGCUGGAUUUGGUGAAGUCUGAUGCUGCGAGCUUGACCGAGAGGAACCGGCUGCUCGAAUCUGAGAGAGCUCAGUACAAAGAGCGCAUGAGGGUGUUCGAGGAGAAGGCGGAGCAGAGGGCCCAGAUAUGCGAUGAUCUGAAAACUGAGCUUAAGGAGACAGCCGAUGCAAAUGACGCCCUCAAGGCCGAGCUCGAAUGUCAGGUGGAGGAUCUAAAAGAGAUGGACAAUCUAAUGAUCUGUUCGUCACCUCGAUUGCACUGUGUGCAUCAAUUGGUAUCAGAGCUGUCGAUUCUCGGCAGUGAAACCAUGACCAGAAGCAACAAAAUUGUCACUAGAAGCAAGAAUCAAGAAAAACCAUCAGAGGAAAUGGAAGACAAGCUGUCACAAAUCCAAGAUCAGUUGCAGAAACUAAUGGAAGGAAUGACUAGUAUGAACAAUCGUAAUUUGCAAGCUGAUAGGGAGUUGGUUAAAUUGAGAACGACCAUUAACAACAUAAGAGGAAAGGAACAAGAAGUAGCCAGAGCUGAAUCUUCUUCAGUGGAUAGGAACUGUCCAGUUGAAGCCCAAACUGAAAUCAGACCUAAGGAGAAUGGUCAUACACAUAAUGGUAAUUUCUUCACUAGAUACUCUAGACUAGAAUUCCCAAAAAAUUCUGGCCAUGAUUUGAGGACUUGGUUGUAUAAAGUGGACCAGUUCUUUGCUAUGGAUGAGGUUCCAUUCGAUCAGAGGGUUAAAGUAACAUCAAUGCAUUUAGAAGGAGAAGCAAUUGCUUGGCAUAGGUCAUAUGUGAGGUCUAGAAAUUCAGUUCUGGAACCUACUUGGACUGAAUAUGUUCUAGCAUUGAAUGAAAGAUUUGGAGAGGAGUUUGAAGAUCAUAUGGAAUCACUGAAGAAUUUGAAUCAAACUGGUAGUGUAAAGGAAUACCAAGCUGAGUCUGAUAGAUUGUUGGCAAUGGUAAGCCUGUCAAAAGAAAACACCAUCAGUUGCUUCUUGGGUGGACUCAAACCUGAAGUGAACAAAGUCCCAAAAACUUUAAUGCAAGCCUAUAAGAUUGCUAGGUUGCAGGUUGAAGUCUUUGAAGCUCAAGCUAAGACUUGGGGGCUGAAAUCUGUUGCUAAACCUGCACUAGGUCCUCUAUUACCUACUCCAAACCAGUUUAAAACACAAAAUUUCCAAAAAUCAUUUGUACCAAACUCUACAGUUAGGAAACCACAUGAAGUACAACAAGGAAGGCCUAAUAGAAUCCCCGGAAGGAGAUUAACUGCUACAGAGAUGGAUGAAAAGAGGGCCAAGGGUCUUUGUUUUUUCUGUGAUGAGAAGUAUGUGCCAGGGCAAAAAUGUAAUUCCAACAAGCAAAUCUUUAUGGUGGAUAUAGUUGAAGGGGAUUCAGUUCUUGAAGAAUCAGUAGAGGAAGUUGGUCAAGAAUUUCUUGAAGGGAUAGAUGAAUUCAUGACCAUUUCAUUACAGGCCUUUUCUGGAGUAACAGGUUACCAAACUAUCAGGGUAACUGGUUACCAUGAAAAGAGACAUUUACAAGUCCUUAUUGAUACAGGAAGCACCCAUAAUUUCAUUGACCAGGAUAUGGCUAAGAAGUUGGGGUGUAAAGCAACUGCUAUAAUGGCACAGUCUGUCAGUGUUACUGAUGGAAGGAAGGUGCAAACAGCUUCAGUUUGCAGAAAUUUUCAAUGGCUUUUGCAAGGUACUACAUUCAGUUCUGACUUCUUGUUAUUACCAUUAGGCAAUGUGGAUAUUGUCUUAGGUGUACAAUGGUUAAACACAUUAGGGAGGAUACUGUUUGAUUUCAAGAAUAGAACUAUUGAAUUUAGGUAUCAAGGCAAGAAACAUGUCUUAAGAGGGGCUAGUAGUCAACUGAAAUCCACUAAUGCUAAAGCAGCUGAUCAAGGUGAUUCAAUUGCUCCUGAACUAUUUGGUUUGAUUGAACAAUAUGAUAGUAUUUUUGCAUUACCUACUACUUUACCACCCCACAAAGGUUUUUUUGAUCAUAGGAUACCCUUGGUUGAAGCUGCAAAUCCUGUAAACAAAAGACCUUACAGAUAUCCUGGUGUCAAGAAAUAUAUCAUAGAGAAAUUGGUACAAGAGAUGCUUGAUCAAGGUGUUAUACAGCAUAGUACCAGCCCUUAUGCAUCACCAGUUGUGUUGGUUGGUAAGAAGGAUGGAAGGUGGAGGUUAUGUGUUGACUAUAGGGAAUUGAACCAGUUGACUAUAAAAGAUAAGUCUCCUAUACCUAUUAUAGAGGACUUGUUGGAUAAAUUAGGGGGUGCAGUGGUGUUCUCUAAGAUUGAUCUUAGAGCUGGUUAUCACCAGUUAAGAAUGUCUGAAGAAGAUUGUCAUAAAACAGCUUUUAAAACACACGAAGGCCAUUAUGAAUUUCUAGUUAUGCCAUUUGGCUUAACCAAUGCCCCAUCUUCAUUUCAAAACCUUAUGAAUUCAGUUUUUAGACCAUUAUUGAGGAAAACAGUGCUGGUUUUCUUUGAUGACAUACUCAUAUACAUUAAGAGUAUGACUGAGCAUGUUGAGCAUGUUAGAACUGUGUUUGAUAUCAUGAAGAGGUUCCAAUUGUAUGCCAAAAUGUCUAAGUGUGCAUUUGGAGUGCCUAAGGUGGAAUAUUUGGGUCAUUUUAUCUGUAGAGAGGGUGUGUCAACAGAUCCUGAAAAGAUCAUAGCAGUGCAACAAUGGCCUAUUCCCAGUAACAUUAAACAGUUGAGGGGUUUUCUGGGGCUUGCUGGAUAUUAUAGAAGAUUUAUCCAAGGUUUUGGUGCUAUAUGCAAACCCUUACAUGAGUUACUUAAGAAGGAGGGUUUCACUUGGAAUUCUGAAGCUACUGCAGCAUUUGAGAAGCUGAAACAAGCAUUAGUUUCUGCUCCUGUACUAGCAAUGUCUGACUUCUCAAAACCCUUCUUAGUGGAGACUGAUGCUAGUGGUAAAGGUAUAGGAGCUGUCUUGAUGCAGCAAGGGCAUCCUAUAGCCUAUAUCAGCAAAUCUUUGGCACCUAGACAUCAAGCUAUGUCUGUUUAUGAUAGAGAGUUAUUAGCUCUCAUCUUUUCUGUUACUAAAUGGUCACAUUACUUGUUGGGUAGCCCAUUUAUUGUUAAAACUGACCAAAAAGCACUGAAGUACUUGUUGGAACAACAUAUCCAUACUGACUUUCAGAUUGCUGGCAUUUCCAAACUCAUGGCUUUUGAUUUCUCUAUUGAGUAUAAAAAGGGUGUUGAGAAUAAGGCUGCAGAUGCAUUAUCUAGGAAACCUGAUUCUGAGUUGCUGGCUAUUUCACUAUUGUCUCCAAAUGAUUCCUUGUAUGAUCAAAUCAAGGACACAUGGACAGCUGAUGCCAGUCUGCAGGAUUUGAUUACUAGACUACAGAUUCAACGUUUUAAGUCCUUUACUUGGUGUAAUGGUCAACUGAGGUGGAAGGGCAGACUGGUGGUUGGUGCUGAUCAUCAGCUGAGGACAACUAUCAUUGAUCUAUGGCAUUCUAUUACUCAAGCAGGGCAUUCUGGUAUGGAUUCGACUCUAAAGAGGUUGCAAUCUCUUUUCUAUUGGAAAUCACUUGCUACAGAUGUUAGAGAAUUCAUUAACAAGUGUGAUGUGUGCCAAAGACACAAAUAUGAUGCGGCUGCUUCUCCUGGUUUGUUACAGCCACUUCCUAUUCCUGAUGGAGUUUGGACUGAUAUAUGCUUAGAUUUCAUUGAGGGGCUGCCUAAGUCUAAUGGUAAAGAUGUCAUUUGGUUGUUGUGGACAGACUAA